GAAGCCAUUUGUGUCCAAGUUCAACCAGGACAGAUGAAGGAAUCUGAAAGGCCAAUGCCAUCGUUGGCACCAAUCCAGCCCAAAACUAUAACACUGAGUCAGUCGGUUGGUAGAAACUCUAGCAUGCCAGGACUUGGUAUUAUUAAUCCCCAGAUAAUUAGGAUACAGCCUGUUACAGGAACUGAGCAGCAGCAGCUAUUCCUGCAUAGCUCUUCCAAGUCUCCAGUUCAUUUGCUUAUGCAGAGACCUUUACCAUCACAUGGACCAGCGUCUGUCAACAAGAUUCCCACAUCUAGGAUGCUAAAUGGACAGAAAGCUGCACGUGCCACAGGAUCGGCUGCAAGGUUUCCAAAUGUUAACCUGGUGUCAGGCAGUUCAGCAAACACUCUGGUACCAUGCCUUGAAAAAAACCAAAAAGAUGACAAGUUAAAAAAAUCCUUGAAAGUGAAAACACGUUCCGGACGGAUUUCACGCCCCCCCAAAUACAAGGCUAAAGAUUAUAAAUUCAUUAAAAUGGAGGAUUUGGCUGAUGGUCAUCAGUCUGAUUCUGAUGACUACUCUGAGCUGAGUAUAGAAGAUGAUGAAGAAGGAAAGGUGAAGGGAAAAGAUGCGUUAUUUGGUUCUUCAAAUUAUAAUCUGAAACCCAAAACAUUUAAAUGUCAGACUUGUGAAAAAUCCUAUAUAGGAAAAGGAGGAUUAACAAGACAUUAUAAACUUAACCCAGGCCAUGGACAUUUGGAGUCUUCACCUCAAAAAAUACCUUUAAAUAAGCCUAAUGGAAGUAUAUUUAUGGACAGUGACUGUGGAAUAAGAGGGGAAAUGAUGAGUCCAGCACAUUUGGAUUCAGUUACUGUCACUUUAAAUAGUGAAAAUGCACUAGCUACCAAUCUGGAAGGAAUUGUUGAUCCAAAGGCUGGAGAACAGACCUGUCAGUCUGCAGAAAGCAGACCCUUGUUGGCAGAACAACAAAAUGAAAGCAGUGCAGGACACUGGGGACCUGUAACACCAAAAGGACCUGGAAGACCCAGACGACCAAAGAGACGUGGUCGACCACGGAUGGGUGGAAGAUCCAGGUGUUCUGGAAGGCUGAGCAGACCUGGUCAGUCCCCUUCAAAGUCACUUAGUAGUGUGUCAGCAGAACACAAUGUAUUCAGAAGAAAAGCUAGGUUAAAAGAGUUAAUACAACAGUGUGAUAAUGAAGACUUAAUGGAGCUGGCUCUCCCACGUCUCACGAAGCUUGUUACAGUAUUUGAAUUUCUGUUGAUGAAGGUUGAAAAAGGGUAUCCAGCCAAAGCUUACUUCCCAGAUGUGUAUAAGGAAUUUGAAGACUUGCAUAAUAUGGUAAAGAAAAUGGCUUAUGAUCACCUCAGUAAUUCAGAUUUGCUGAGUUGCCAGCAGCUUGUUGAAAUAAAAGAUGCUAAGGUUGCUGAAUCCCUAGGAAUUGCAGAAAUACUUGCUGGAGAAGAAAAGGCACAAGCUGCAGACUCUCGUUCACAAUGUAUAAUUAAAACAGUCAGUGAGCAAGUGCCUGUGGAGAUACUGGGACAAAAACGGUUAGCUGAGAGCUCAGGGGAGGACCUGUUGCCAUCAGCCAAAAGGACCAAGUUAGAAGACGUAAUGGAGAAUGUGAAUAAUGAUCAUGCCAGUCAAGAUGAAGUGAAAGAAAAGAGUGGGAAUUUGUGUACACUGUUUGGAAAAGAUGGUUGUAAUCAAUUAAAUGGAGAAAUCCUGCUAUCAAGAGAUGGGCAUAUCACUUGCUGCACAACUGGAAGCACAGAGCAACAUAAUUUGCUUGCUGAUUCAGGAGUCAGAAUUGAUGCUGGAAAUUCAGGUACCUUGUCCCAGACUGUGAAAAUGAGGGUAGAGUAUUCCCAAGCUGUGGCGAAAGAGGAACCAGACCUGGCAGGUGAAGCGUCUCUGCUACACGCUGAAGUUGUAUUACCGGUUGAAGCAGAUGGCUCACCUGGAUUAGUCCAAGCACACUUUGUGUGUGAGGAUGCAGCUGGUGGGCUCUUGGCUCCUCAGCUUUGCACCUCUGUGUCAGAAGAUGCAAUGGGCAGUCAGAGCACUGACAUAGCAACGUGUGAAGAAAAUGGGCACCAUCAAAAAUACGAGAAACUGCAAGAAGAAAACGGUAAUCUUGCAAUUAAAGAACAUUCUGAACAACUCCAUAAUGCAAAUAUGACUGAUGAGAUGCUGGAACUUGAAAAAGCUUUUUCAACAAACAUUGUGCCAAUAAACCAGCCACACAGUGCUCAGACUGAAUUGCACCAGAACCCUGUCCAGGAAACCUCCCUGUCUGCUCAUGUGAACCAUGAAAACUCUCUUAAAAAUGCAAAUGACUUUUCUUGUGGGACAGAGGAACAACAUGAGCUGGAGAAUACAAUUACUGUAGAUGAAACUGUAGCCUUUGAGAUUACUGAUGAGAGCCAUGAUUUUUUGUCUCAGGGACAGGAACAGAUUUUUAUUCAGACUUCAGAUGGGCUUAUCCUGUCUCACCCAGAUACUGCUGUUCUGUCUCAGGCAGAAGGCAUUGUUAUUGUAACCGAUUCCAGUGGUACCACAAUGCAUAUCCGCACGCCUGAGGGGAUACCUUUGGAAACUGUGGAAGCACUACUGGCAAUGGAAGCAAAUGGCCAAAGUGAAGAGAUUUUGCUCUCGCAAAAUGAAUUGGAGCCAUAAAUAAGAAAACUAUAUGCUUUCUUCUGGAAAAGAAUGACUCUAUCAAAUGUAUAUUUUUCUAAUGUGAAUACUGAAAUAACUGAAAUUUAACUUAUUUGUAAGCUGUUUCUAUGCCCUGUACUUUUUAUAACUUAUGUUUAUAUGGAUCUAGCAGCAUUGCAACCAAAAAUUCUAGAAUUAACAUCAUUCUGUUUGCUUUAUAUGUUGGGGUGGGUGGAAAGUGGAAAUCUGUCAACCCUGAAACUGUUGCACUGUUCCCUUUUGUUAUUUAAUUCCUUUUCUCUCCAGUCAUCUAAAAAUGCAGGAAGCUGUAUUGCUGUCCAGCAGUGAUGUGCUGUGUACUGGCACGCUGUGUAUGGGUAAAAUAAAAACUAUAUUA
Molecule: messenger RNA, 3061 nt
Organism: Nestor notabilis (Kea)
Lineage: Eukaryota; Metazoa; Chordata; Aves; Psittaciformes; Psittacidae
Gene: ZNF839
Product: zinc finger protein 839
Exons: 7
Coding region: 34-2682 (882 amino acids)
Source: RefSeq, a predicted model, not a curated record